AGGCGGCAGUAGCAGCCGAAGCCGAGCUCCGAGAAGACGUCUGAUCAAACUGUUGUCUGUCAAGAACCGCUCCAAAAAUGCCGAGUCAAGAGCCUGUGACUUCCAAAGUUGUGGUUCAUCCACUAGUUUUGCUAAGUGUAGUUGAUCACUUUAACCGUAUGGGAAAAAUUGGAAACCAAAAAAGAGUCGUUGGAGUUCUCUUGGGCUGCUGGCGAGCUAAAGGUGUCUUGGAUGUAUCCAACAGUUUUGCAGUUCCGUUUGAUGAAGACGACAAGGAUAAAUCUGUGUGGUUCCUUGACCAUGACUAUCUGGAGAAUAUGUAUGGAAUGUUCAAAAAAGUGAAUGCACGAGAGAAAGUUGUAGGCUGGUAUCACACUGGCCCCAAAUUACACCAAAAUGACGUUGCAAUCAAUGAAUUGGUUAGGAGGUACUGUCCAAACUCAGUUUUGGUCAUUAUUGAUGCUGCCCCUAAGGAUUUGGGCUUGCCCACUGAAGCUUACAGGGCUGUUGAAGAAGUUCAUGAUGAUGGCUCUCCUACAACCAAAACUUUUGAACAUGUACCUAGUGAAAUUGGUGCUGAAGAGGCUGAGGAAGUAGGUGUUGAGCAUUUAUUGCGUGACAUUAAGGAUACUACGGUUGGAACCUUAUCACAGAGGAUCACAAACCAGCUCUUGGGCCUGAAGGGCUUGCACCUUCAAAUACAGGAAAUCAGAAACUAUCUUGUUCAGGUCACUGAAGGCAAGCUGCCAAUCAACCACCAAAUUGUGUACCAAUUGCAAGAUAUUUUCAAUUUACUCCCAGACGUUUCAAGGGACACAUUUGUUGAUUCACUUUACACCAAAACAAAUGACCAGAUGCUGGUGGUGUACCUUGCUUCACUUGUACGCUCCAUUGUCGCCUUACACAAUCUCAUCAAUAACAAAUUGACUAAUAGAGAAUCUGAAAAGAAGGAAGUUACUGCAAAAAAAGAAGAAAGCAAGGAGAAAAAAGACAAAGAAGGCAAAGAGAAAGAAGAUGACAAGGAGAAAGAUAAGGAUAAAGUGACACCUGCAUCAAAGGAUGAUAAAAAGAAAUAAAUUGCAAUGUUCUGAAUUUUUGUAAUUAUUUUUAAGUAAAUAUAACUUAUGUAAUUUUC
Messenger RNA from Frankliniella occidentalis (western flower thrips), 1135 nucleotides. RefSeq names its product 26S proteasome non-ATPase regulatory subunit 7 (gene Rpn8). Gene Ontology annotation, biological process: proteasome-mediated ubiquitin-dependent protein catabolic process. The record is from RefSeq and is a predicted model, not a curated record. Gene Ontology annotation, cellular component: proteasome complex; proteasome regulatory particle. NCBI's taxonomy places the organism in Eukaryota, Metazoa, Arthropoda, Insecta, Thysanoptera, Thripidae. The coding region runs from base 78 to 1076 and encodes 332 amino acids. Gene Ontology annotation, molecular function: metallopeptidase activity; protein binding. The transcript is spliced from 5 exons.